Messenger RNA from Peronospora matthiolae, 2103 nucleotides. The record is from the annotation of a GenBank genome assembly. Lineage: Eukaryota; Oomycota; Peronosporomycetes; Peronosporales; Peronosporaceae.
AUGACGACGCACCAGCAGAAAAACGCACUGGCCGUAGCCGCAUGUGUCGCAGCGCUCGCGGGUCUCACCCUCUGGUCGCGUAGGAGGCGUCAGCUGCCGAGCCUCGCUGUCAAGCGGCUGACGCACUUGCGCUUCGACUUGAGCGUGGCGGAGAUCGAGGCCGAGACGAAGCGGAUCCUCGCGCAGAUGAAGUGCGUGGACGACGAGAUUGCGGCUCUGGCGCCUUCUGCCGUGACCUUUGAGAACACGGCGCAGAAGCUCAUUGACUUGGACCAUGAGAUGCUGAGCCGCGUGACCAACGUGACGUUUCUAGGGCAAGUGGCUGAUGACAAGGAGACACGUGACGCCUGUACGAAGGCAGAUGAAGUUAUCGAGGACUUUUCGGUGCUUCGUAGCAUGCGGGGAGACGUGUACAAGGCUGUUAAUGUACUGUGCAAAAGUGCAGAGUUCCAGACACUGGACGAUGUGACGCAGCGGUAUGUUCACCGUCUCGUGCAAGACUUCGAACGCAAUGGAUUGCAGCUGCCUGAAGAAAAGCAGAAGGAGGUACAGGCAUGGAAGCAAAAGCUGUCUAAGCUUGGAAUUCAGUUUCAGCAACAUCUUUCGGAGGAGACGAUUGAAGUCAGCUUCUCGAAUAACGAGCUGAAAGGGCUCAGUGACGACUUCAUCGAUGCACUUGAGAAAAACCAGGACGACAAGUACAAGAUUGCUCUAUCGUACCCAACGGUGUUUCCAAUUCUUAACACAUGCACCGUGGAAUCGACGCGCAAGGCUGUCGAAUAUGCUUUCAAUCGUCGCUGCAUGUCCACAAAUGUUGCUAUACUGGAAGAGAUGCUGGAAAUUCGACACAAAGUAGCACAGGCUUUGGGAUACGAGAAUCAUGCUGCGUAUGUCCUCGAGCAAAGGAUGGCAAAAUCUCCGGCGAAGGUGAAGGAAUUCUUGAACGACUUAAACAAAAAGCUUGAGCCAAUUGCCAAGAAGGAUCUGGAUGACUUGCUGAAGCUAAAGAAGGCUGACUGUGAGCGCAAUGGAUGGGACUUCGACGGCAGAAUCAACAUGUGGGACUUUCGCUUUUACAUGGACCAGUUCGUGAAGAAACACUGCUCUAUCGAUAGUGAGAAGCUUCGUGAAUAUUUCCCACUCGCGCAUGUGACGACAGAAUUGCUAUCCAUGUACCAGGAGCUGUUGAGCCUGAAGUUUGUAGAGAUUCCACACCCUCACGUGUGGCACCAGGACGUUCGCAUGUUUGCAGUCUACGAUGCUCGCCCGAGUCGAGUCGGCAACCUCGUCGGCCACUUCUACCUGGACUUGUUUCCCCGCGCAGGCAAGUAUGGUCAUGCAGCUUGCUUUACGCUGCAACAGAGCUGUACAAACUCUUCGGGUUGCCGUGAGUACCCUGCAGCUGCCAUGGUUGCUAACUUCAAUGGACCGACCAAGUUGAAGCCAUCACUCCUGGGACACCAGGAAGUUGUGACGUUCUUCCACGAGUUUGGCCACGUGAUGCACUGCCUGUGCUCUGAAGUGACGAUCCCUCGCUUCGCUGGCACGCGUGUCGAGCGUGACUUCGUAGAAGCUCCUAGUCAAAUGCUUGAAAACUGGUGCUGGGAAAAUGAGCCACUGCAGCGUCUGUCGUCACACUACGAGACUGGCGCAAAACUCUCGGACGACCUCGUCGCUCGCCUGAUCUCGACAAGGAACGUGACCACUGGACUAUUGAACAAGCGCCAGCUGCUCUUCGCCAUGUUUGACCAGACGAUUCACUCUACGGCCAAGUCGAACUCGGCGGAGCUCCUCAAACAGCUACAGAGCGAGAUCAUGCUCAUUGACAUGACGCCCGACACGAACUUUGCGGCCUCGUUCGGUCACCUGGCUGGCGGCUACGACGCUCAGUACUACGGCUACAUGUGGAGCGAGGUAUUCUCCAUGGACAUGUUCAUGUCCCGUUUUAAACGAGACGGACUGAUGAACCCGAAGACGGGAGUCGCGUACCGCGAACUGAUUCUCGCGCGUGGCGGGUCAGUUGACGCGGACGUGAUGCUCCAGGACUUUUUGGGUCGUGCCCCGAAUCAGAAUGCGUUCCUACUCAGCAAAGGUCUCAAUUGA